Messenger RNA from Spinacia oleracea (spinach), 1588 nucleotides. RefSeq names its product pentatricopeptide repeat-containing protein At1g61870, mitochondrial. NCBI's taxonomy places the organism in Eukaryota, Viridiplantae, Streptophyta, Magnoliopsida, Caryophyllales, Amaranthaceae. Bases 93 to 1316 code for a protein of 407 amino acids. The record is from RefSeq and is a predicted model, not a curated record. The transcript is spliced from 2 exons. Gene Ontology annotation, molecular function: protein binding.
AGAGUACUGAGUUUUCGAUCUUCAUAAACCCCAAAAACUAAAACCCUAUUUUUUUUCAAUCUCUCCUUGCCAUUUCUUCAAUCUUCCGCAAAAUGCAAAAAUCAAUGGCGAUUUUUACCAGAAUUCGAUCAAGAUCACUACUCCAACUCCGGAACUACUCAUCAUCUCCAUCAUCAAUCCUAAGCCCAGAUUCAAAAACAAUCUUAACCAGCAAACAGAAAACAAGGGCAGCUCUCUAUCUCCUUAAAUCCGAGAAAAACCCAGAAAAAAUCAUCGACAUUUGCAGGGCAGCUUCUAUAACCCCUGAGACUCACCUCGAUCGCGCCUGCUUUUCUCUUGCUGUUAAUAAACUCUCUGGGUUGAAUUACUUCGAGGGUAUUCGCGUUUUUAUUGAGGAACUUAAGAAACGUCCCGAUUUGCAAAACGAGCGUUUCUUUUCUCACGCUAUCGUACUAUAUGGGCAAGCUGGUAUGCUCCAAAAUGCCAUUGAUACUUUUGAGCAAAUGGAACAACUGGGUGUACAUAGGACUGUCAAAUCACUCAAUAGUUUGUUGCUUUCUUGCAUUAUAGCUAAGAAAUGUAACGAGGUUAAGAGGAUUUUUACAGAAUUUCCCAAAACAUAUAACAUUCAGCCUAAUAUUAUUACUUAUAAUACCGUGAUCAAGGCUUUUACUGAGGUGGGUGAGUCGAAUUCAAGUUAUUCCAUUGUGGCCGAGAUGGGGAGGAACAACUGUAAACCCAACGCAACAACAUUCUGUCACAUGAUUACCGGGUUUUAUAAAGAGCAGAAAACUGAAGAUGUGGGAAAAGUACUGGAGUUAAUGAAAGAACACGGAAUGAAACCGGGGCUCAGCAUGUACAACACCAGAAUCCAGAGUUUGUGUAAGUUGGGAAGGUCAUUCGAGGCUAAAGCUUUGUUAGACGGGUUGCUUGAAAGGAGAAUCAAUCCAAAUUCAAACACGUACACGAAUUUGAUCCACGGGUUCUGUAGAGAAGGGAAGCUUGAAGAUGCAAAGCAGUUAUAUAAGGGUAUGAACAACCAUGGAGUUAAACCGGACACCGAGUGCUACUUUACUCUUAUCCACUUCUUGUGCCAAGGUGGUGAUUACGAAACUGCGUUGCAGAUUGCUAAGGAGUGUAUGGAGAAGAAUUGGGUUCCAAAUUUUACCACCAUGAAAUCUCUUGUUGAAGGUCUGGUUAGCAUUUCAAAGGUUGAAGAAGCGAAGGAGCUUGUUGCCCUAAUCAAGGAGAAAUUCCCUAAACAUUCUGAUAUGUGGAAAGACACUGAAGAGAAGCUGUCACAGCCAGCAGACUAAAGUGUUGAUUGAUAUUAUAAUGAAAGAAACUUAUUCUUGUAAAAGGUGCUCUGUUUUUUUUCUGAAGCCAAGAAACUAAGCUUUUCAAAUGUCAGAUAGAUCAGAAGAAGUUGUUUUGCUUACUAAUAUUUCCUUCGAAUCUUUUCAUUCUUUGUUGACCAACUGAUGUUUAGUCGGUGAUUCGACGUUUUUGCUGUUCUGAUUAUUGUUAGGAAAGCAGCAAUAAUUAUUUUGUGAAAUCUAGCUAAGUAGCUAGGGAUCACAAACCUUCA